This is a messenger RNA of Mesorhabditis belari, 2655 nucleotides long. The record is from the annotation of a GenBank genome assembly. Lineage: Eukaryota; Metazoa; Nematoda; Chromadorea; Rhabditida; Rhabditidae.
AUGGCUGAAAGAGAGCUAGCCGAGAAGUUGGCUCGUCGCUUGGCCCUAGUCGAUCAGCCAGAAGAACCACAACCGGUUAAAGAGCCUCCAAAAGCACCACCAAUGCCACAAGAAAAGAUUCAACCGAAUCCCUAUAUUGCAUCGGACUCUUCCAUCAACAUCGACGAGAUCAUCCACAAAGCGAUCCAAGGACAACUCGAAAUGAACAACAAUGGGAAUAAAGAGCAACAAGUGCCUCAAUCCCCUGUACAUCCGCCGGUACCACCGUCAACUCCAUCCACUUAUCUCUCGAGUCCCCUAGCCGCUAAAGAAAUCGAAAAACCACCACCUCCGUUGUGCCUUGCCGAUCUCUGCAAAGCAGAGACCGUCCCAGAGGUUGACCCAUCAACGGUGAAUCGGCGUCCACUGUUUCGCGUCGAGCAUCACAAAGAUCGUGUCGCUUCCCCUUCGAGAACCCUUUUGAAGCAAAACACUGAAGAGACUGAAUUGGAAAAAGUUCUAGCCGCUCAACGAAGAAAGAAACAACAACAGGAAGCGGCAGUUGAAAAUAGUAAAGAUCCAAUUCCAUCUCCAAAGCCAGAAACCUCGAAAUUUGCCCCGGUGGAGUUCGGGGAACAACCAUUGGAGAAACAUCCACCAGUGGUUCUUGUGAAGCCAUCACCGAUCCCUUCCUGGGUUGACGUCGUCGAGCAAACAGCUACCAUUCAAACAACUGUCACGCAAAGCACAACUUUAGAGCCACAAAGGACAAGCCCAGAAGUUGAACAGCCGAUCCCUACCGUAAUCCCUGCAGUAAUUCGGCCUCCACCUGAAUUCAAGCCACCUCCACCACCACCAAUGUCGCCAAAUGCUGUUCCCGAAGUGAAUCACGCUACCGUACACUCUUCUGAUAUUAUGGCUACUGUACCUGAGACGGGAAACUCUGAAGAUACUGUAGCUACCGUACCUCAACUACAGGAUAGCACAGAAGAAGUUGAUAAAGAUACUCUUGUUCAACCUGUUGCUCCAGAGGGUACUGUGGCUGAAGUUAAUGGUGCAACUCCUGUCCUUCCACAAGACACAAGAGAACCUGAAGUUAAUGCCGGGACUAUUGUACCUGAUAAUACUGAAGCUACCGUACCUGGGUCUAUUGAUUCGGUUAUCCCAUCAGACACUUCAUCUACCGUACCUGGGUCUAUUGGUUCGGUUAUCCCAUCAGACACUUCAUCUACCGUACCACCGCACAUCAGCCUUGCCGAGCUCGCAAAAAGAGAGCUUGACUCAUUUGAGAAAUUGGAAAAGGAAAUUGAAGAACAAGAAGAAUUAGAGAGUCAAGAAGUUGUGGAGAACUUUGGGUUAGAAACCGUGUCAGAGGAAGUGGCUGAGAUAUCAGAGACUGAAAACCCAUCUCCAUCAUCACUCACUGACAUGGUGACAGUUGGGAAUAACUUGUCGGCUCGUUUGAAAAAUCUUUCCGCAAGAGUGGCACAAUUCGAUCAACCGGAGGGGAUUUACGAGGAACCGAAUCUAGUUGAACAGCCCCUUCCACCCCAGCCAGCUCCACGUCAAAAAUCUUCAGAAAGAAGAAAAGUCAAUCAAGAAUCAAAUAUCGAUGAUUUGAUUUGUGGAUUGAUCAAAGAUGGAGAAGAGAAGCGUCCACCGUCACCCCGAGGACCACCCCCGCCUCCGCCAGUCACUGUCAAACCAUCUCUUCCCUCACCCGUUCUCCCACCUCCACCAUCGUUGAUCGCUCAAAGUUUACCACCCGAGCCUCCAUCGAGUCCGAUUCCGCCACCACCAGCCGCCUAUGCACACGUGGCGCCGCUAUCGGUUCAAAUCGCCCCGGAGACGUCAAAACCUCAAUGCCGACCACCGGAUCCGCCAAGCGUCGAAACUCCGCCGAAGCCGUCUCGAGCUCUAGAUACGCCUCCGCGCACCAUGGCACCGCCACCACCUCCAAAAUGUCCCAAUUCACCGCAGGGUCCAAUGUCUCCAAUUAUUCCUCAAAAAUGUCUCUCUCCACUCGGUUUGCCCCUUUCGCCGACGAUCAGCCAUACACCCACACCACCAAUGAGUCCGCCAGUGAAACCACCCCCAAAGCCAGCAGUUGAUCCGGAGAAAGAACUCGCCGAGAUGCUCGAGAGGAGGAACAAGAUUUUGGAGGGCGAACAUGUGGAGCCACGGGUGAACACGAAACUCUCGAUUUAUGCCGAGUUCCCGCAAUUCUCUCGAAAACAGAUCAAACAUUUUCAGGAAAUGUUCAAGAAAUUCGACGAGGACAAGGAUAAUUUCAUCGAUUUCAUGGAGUUGAAGAGGAUGAUGGAGGCGCUUGGCGAAGCACAAACACAUAUUACACUUAAGGGGAUUAUAAAGAAGGUAGACGAAGAUGAAGACGGGAAGAUUUCACUCCGGGAAUUCUUCCUCAUUUUCAAGUUGGCCGCCACCGGCGAGCUGGGUACAAGUUCGGAGGUUUUUCAAAAACUAGCUGAUUCGAUUGACGUGACGAAAGAAGGAGUGAAUAACGCAGCGAAUUUCUUUGAGGCAAAGAUCGCUGAAUUGACGAAGAAAUCGGCGUUCGAAGAGGAGAUUCGACAAGAACAAGAGGAAAGGAAAAAGCACGACGAAGAACGCAAAUUGUCGAAAGCGAAAUUUCAGGAAAGCCGAAAAAUUUUUCAG